Schistosoma rodhaini is the source of this 1923-nucleotide messenger RNA. The record is from the annotation of a GenBank genome assembly. Lineage: Eukaryota; Metazoa; Platyhelminthes; Trematoda; Strigeidida; Schistosomatidae.
AUGCCUUUUAAGCUUAAAGCCAUAUCCAAUUUCGAUGUGACAAAAGAUGAACGCGAUGGGAAGGUUCGCGAUGUAUGUGAUCAUGCUGUUUGGAGCCUUUCUUCAUGUAAACCAGGUCAUGGUAUCGACCAAUUGCUGAGUGAAUCUACUGAUACAUUUUGGCAAUCAGAUGGCCCACAACCACAUUGUGUUAAUAUCCAGUUUCCCCGAAAAAUGGUUCUUUCAAAAUUAUGUUUAUACACUGAUUACAAAGUUGAUGAAAGUUAUACACCUAGUAGGUUGGCCAUACGAGUUGGGAAUACUAUACACGAUCUUAUCGAACUUCUAGAGGUCGAACUACAGGAACCUACUGGGUGGUCAGUGAUUCCACUAAACUGGCCUGAUGGAUCUCCGUUACGGACCUUCCUUUUACAGAUUGCCAUUUCAGCUAACCAUCAGAAUGGUCGCGACACACAUCUGCGUGCCAUCCGACUUCACAGUCCUGUGGAGUGUCGUGGCUUAAACACUUUAGCGCCUUUUGUGAGUCGCGAAGGUCGUGCUUUUAUGACUAUUCGUCAAGGUUGGGGGCUGGUAUUAUAUUUGUUGCUGUUUGGUCCGUCCUCGUAUAAAAUAAAGCGUAUCAAGAAAGAUUUGAAAUUCGAAAACUCAAGGAAAUGUUCAUUAAAAUCGCUAUUAAGUAGCACGCUUGAUGCUGAUUUAUUGUUCCAUAGACAUGAACAAAUGCUAAAUAUUAUAAAUGGAGAGAACGUAAAUAUUGAAGAACUUAAAAGAUUGUCCAUUGAUGGUUGUCCAGAUUCUAAUGGGAUCCGUUCAAAAUUUCUUUUAAAUUAUCUUCCCUAUAAUGUUGACAAACGACAAGAACGGAUUACUUUUAACAGAAGGCAAUAUGAAGGUUAUAUAAAAGAAUUCGUAUUUGAGUCUUGUAUGGCAGAUGCGAUGCCUGCUGAUCAUCCAUUAAAUUUGGAACCAGAUGGAAAUUGGAUCGCGUUUUUUCGCGAUAAUGAAAUUUUACUUCAGAUUAAUAAAGACUGUCAGAGACUAUGUCCAGAUUUCGAUUUUUUUCGUCGUCCCACAGAGUAUUCUAGUCUGUCAUUAUUUGGAAAGGAAGUACCUGUUGGGGUAUUACGGAGAAGAGGGGAAACCUCUGCACUUCAGUCCCGUUCAUUGAAUAAAAAUCUUGCUGGUGUUACAAAUAUGAUUCAUCUGUCUACUUACUCUCCUUUCCAACCAAACCAUCGGUUAUCUUCUGGUUUAGUAACACAAUCACAAAUAAGUAAGAUGAACCGUAAUAGCGAUUGGAAUUCGACCUCACCGCAUGAGGAACCUCAUUGGGAAGUGAUUGAAAGAAUUCUAUAUGUAUAUUACAAAACUCAUGUGUCUCAGGGUUAUGUUCAAGGAAUGAAUGAAAUUAUUGCACCGAUAUACUAUGUUUUCGCCACUGACCCCGAUGAAUCCUGGAGAAAAUAUGCAGAAAUGGACACAUUUUAUUGCUUCAAUAACCUUAUGACUGAAAUUCAUCCUAAUUUUUUACGAAAGUUAGAUGGUAGUCAUGAAGCUGGUCUGGGUGGGCAAAUGAAAAUUUUAUCGGACUUAUUAUCUAAAUUCGACAGUAAUCUGUCUAAACACUUAAAAAAAAUAGAACUUGUUCCGGAACAUUUUGCAUUUCGAUGGUUAAGUUUAUUGUUGGCACGAGAAUUCAUGCUUCCAGAUGUACUCCUAUUAUGGGAUACACUUUUCUCAGAUCCACACAGGUUCAACUUACUUCCAUAUGUUUGCUGUUCAAUGUUAAUUGGUAUUCGUGAUCAACUAUUGAAAGCUGAUUUUCCUACGGCUGUUCAGCUUGUUCAAAAUUAUCCAUCAAAUGUCGAUGUAAUGCGUAUUCUUUUGAAAGCCAGAGCAUUCUAUACAGAUCGCCAGAUUUGA